Molecule: messenger RNA, 3259 nt
Organism: Oncorhynchus mykiss (rainbow trout)
Lineage: Eukaryota; Metazoa; Chordata; Actinopteri; Salmoniformes; Salmonidae
Gene: c2h7orf78
Product: chromosome 2 C7orf78 homolog
Source: RefSeq, a predicted model, not a curated record
CCUUACUUCACAUCAAACAGUGCAAGCUGAACUUGAAACUUGGUCAUUUCUGAACAUGUGUCUUCUGUAACAGAUUGUGUCUUUGAAAUUCAAGGUUACCGUUCAUACAAUUUCAGGACUGUGAUAUCACAAUGACCUCUAACAGUUAUUUGGAUCCUUCGACAUCAGUUUAUUUGAAUAAAAAGACAGUCUUUUCUGCCAGCCUGAACUUAGCCACCAUAAGAAGCGAAGGUUUUAUCCGUCCUCAUUAUUCACAUCAGGUUGACCCAUGGAACUUGAAGCCGCCUGAUUUCUCUCCUAAACUCUACACAUCUCUGAGUGUCCCUCGAAGGAAGAAGACAAAAAAUACACAUAAUCCUUUACUGACACUUGCCUCCAGUGAGACAGUCUUAAGUGUGGACAGAUUUACCCCAAACAUUCUAAUUCCUGAGAUUGACCAGAAUAAAAAAGCACUGCCAAAAUUCAGCACAUCAUACAGACCUCCUGGCUCUUUAGAAUCCAAGCUGAUGUUUGUUAAAACAGGGAAAUACCCUCCUGUGGCCUACAAGAACCCUAAACCACAUAACUUUAGACAGCUUGCUGAUGACAUGCCAAAUAUGGUUACUGCAGCUGAAAGGGAUCCUGGUCAGUUGAACUUCAAAUCUCAGCACCUGAGUAUAAUUAGGGGGACCAAAUCGGACACAGACAUUUAUUCAAGGGAACCUUUUGGGAAGAUGGACACCUAUAAGCCAACAGAGCCUAGAUGGGAGGCCAGGCUCACACUCCCUAAAUUGCCUUGGCCCCCAAAAUCUGCCUCCUACACUAGACACAGGCACAGACGCGGAGUGUACAGUGCUUUCAUGGACAGAGUAGAGGAGAAGAUCUCCAGCUCUUGGAAAACUGGCUGACACUUUGACCUCUAAAGUCUUCUAUGGAGUCCACAGCUGUGCAGUGAUCUGUGCAUCGGCUCCACUAAAAUUUCCAGUGUGUUAAGCCAGACAAUAUGUUCUAAUCUGGGUGUGUGAAAGGCAUGGCUGAAAUAUUUGUAUUCACAGAAAGGAAUCUUGCAGGCUAUAGCCUAAUAAAAAUACUUUGAGGUAUCAUGAAAAUACAAUAAUUGUAGGCUAGACUAGAGAGUUCAUUGCAAAACAAUUGCCCAUGCCAUGACACUUUUUGAAAGAUGUCAAUUUAUCUAGGCCUAAUAGGCUAUUGUGUGUGUAUAAAUCUAUUCUCUCAGACAAUAGGCAACAAAGAUAAUCCCAGUAACUGGAAAAUGUAAACAAAGUGUGUCAUUACAAUGCCAUUGAAACUAAUUUCUAAAAUGUAGGCCGAAAUGCAAUUAAAGUUCACAAUUGGAGAGCAGCUAAACCUCGCUUAAUCCAGAACAAAAAUCUGGAGUAAUUAGUCAGAUGCUCGAUUAAAUUCUGGGUCCAUACAUGAGGGAGGGAGAAGGGAACAAACAGCUCCACCUGUUCUCUUCGCAAGUUAGGGGCAAAUCUAUGGGCCAAAUGUUCCCUCCCCUUUCCGAAAUUCUAAAGCACCAGAAAUAAUGCUCCUCAUUAUCUCACACUUCCCAUUGUAUCUUGACAAAUGAAUGUACCAUUUAUGUUAAAGUCGUCUGUCAACAAGAGAUUAGAGAGCAGCCAAACUAAUUUCGGAACCCGGAACCAAAUUAUUGAAAAUGUUUGUUCAUGUAGCAAUUACAAGCACAUUCCUAUUGCUAAACGUGCCCUACAUUUGUAGGCUAUAUAAAAGUUUGCAUUCGAGAGAAAAGUUAAGUAUAUUUAGAAGUUGUAGCCUACACAUUGUAUUCCUGACCUGGGGGGUAUACUACAAAGCAGCAUCAAUGAUUUAGCCAGCUAACUUUUAUAAGCAACCAGAAAUAACUUGGUUUUAUGGUUAAUAAAAUAAAAUUGUUGUUAAAUCAAUUAGACCAUGCCCAUGUCAAGCUUAUCUUUAUACAAAAUAAAAAAUUAUCAGAAUAUUGUUAUAAUCCUGUUUUGUAGUAUGCCCACAGAGUUUCUAAACCUUGUUAUAAACUGAGUGGUUCGAAAGCUGAAUGCCGAUUGGCUGAAAGCCAUGGUAUAUCAGACCGUAUACCAUGGGUAUGACAAAAACAUUUUUUUACUGUUGUAAUUACGUUGGUAACCAGUUUGUAAAGCAAUAAGGCACCUUGUGGUAUAUGGCCAACAUACCACCAUGUCUGACUCCAGGUAAAAACUGCAGGUAGCCUAGCGGUUAACAGAGUCCCACCAGUAAACGAAAGGUCGCUGGUUUGAAUCCCCAAGCUGACUGGGUAAAAACUAAAAUCUAUGUGCCCUUGGGCUAGGCACUAAACCCUAAUUGCUCCUGUAGGUCACUCUGGAUAAGAGUGUCUCCUAAAAUGUAAGACGUUGUGCUUAAGAAUAGCCCUUAGCUGUGGUAUAUUGGCCAUAUACCCCUCUGCAGUAGACCAUGGAUAUACUGACAAGAUACAUGUCCCUCUGCCCUAACGAAACCUUUGUCCACAAAGCGGCAUGGAGGGCUGUCUCGCUCCCGCCUAUCCUUUCUUUGAAUUGGUUGCUACAUCACAUUAUUGUAAUCCCUUUUUAAAUAUUUGAUUAGGGUCGUUGACGUCAACCGCCUGUAUUCAAUCUCGAGACAACUCCAAUAUGAAGUGUUUGUUAUUUUCAAAGUUGCCGGGAUGUCACGUACCCUAUUUAUAACAGUACAAUCGUAACAACUUAAACAUUACAAAACUUAUAUUCGAUCAAAUAAACCUCGUGUUGCAAAUAAGCCAUUAAACGCCACCUGCUGUAGGGAGGCAGAUUUUCCGCCGAGUUGGACCCCUCACUCUGUCUGUACUCGCCAAUUUCGAUUGUUUGUAAACUGGUUCGACCUGGAUGGCGCGCUUUGGUCACGUCCACAUUUUAUCCAACAGGUGCUUGCGCUUAGUAAUUACAAUGUUCUUUGUUGAUGGGUGUUUGCCUAAUAUCUUUCUUCGUUGAAUAUUUAUGUGACAUUAUGUCCAGAUGUGUUGAAAUGUAUUAUGUAUUUGCUAGUGAUAUUGAAACUAGUGAAGUAUUGAGUGAGAUCUUUAUUUAAACUGAGGAAAUACCUGUUAUGUUCAUUUUGGAUUAUCCCAGUUUUAAGGGUUGGGUUAUUAUUAUGAUUAUUAUUAUUUUUACCUUACUGGCCUCAGAUGGCUCAUUUUCGGGUAAAUUUAGGCUGGAGUGGCAUGUUGUCCCAGCUGGGGCUCUGCUAAACUCAGCUGUGUGAGGAAUUGUCGGCACUCUGCCUA